GACGCGUUACGGGCUCACCUUGGCUACCGUGUCAACCAGUGAACAUACCUUCGCGUAAAUUCCCAACAUCCGCUUUGGACAGAACUGAGGAGAGGAUUCCCCCCUCAGGAGAGACCGGGGCUGCAUCAUCUGAAGCUGUUCAUGCCGGAUAAAGUUUAUGAGCACCGUGGUAGAGGAGAGGAGACACAGACUAGACUGCAUACCUUUCGAUAAACUUACUGGGAAGUCGCUCUGUCGCCACCCGAAAUGGGCACCUUGCGCGACCUCCAGUACGCGCUCCAGGAGAAGAUCGAGGAGCUGCGCCAAAGGGACGCGCUCAUCGACGAGCUGGAGCUGGAGCUCGACCAGAAAGAUGAGCUUAUACAGAGACUACAGACCGAGCUGGACAAAUACCGCUCCGUUAUUAAACCGGCAACCCAGCAGGUCGUCAAGCAGACCGAGCUGCACGAGCAGCAGCGCACCAAGAGGCAGGCGAUCUCGGCCGAACCCACCGCCUUCGACAUCCAGGAUCUUAGCCAAGUCACCCUACCUUUCAACCCCAAAAGCCCACAGUCUAAGGAUCUGAUCAAGGAGGCCAUCUUGGACAAUGAUUUCAUGAAGAACCUGGAGCUGUCGCAGAUCCAAGAGAUUGUGGACUGCAUGUACCCUGUGGACUAUGGGAAGGACAGCUGUAUCAUCAAGGAGGGCGAUGUGGGCUCGCUGGUCUACGUCAUGGAAGACGGGAAGGUGGAGGUGACGAAGGAGAGCAUGAAGCUGUGCACCAUGGGACCGGGGAAGGUGUUUGGAGAGCUGGCUAUUCUCUACAACUGCACCAGGACGGCCACGGUCAAAAAGUCUCCUGUCGGAGGGGAGGACGAAUUGAAAACGCGAGUGGUUUCUUCACCCCUUCUAGACAGGACAUAA
Notothenia coriiceps (black rockcod) is the source of this 903-nucleotide messenger RNA. Its product is annotated as cGMP-dependent protein kinase 1-like. The transcript is spliced from 4 exons. Gene Ontology annotation, cellular component: cytosol; cAMP-dependent protein kinase complex. NCBI's taxonomy places the organism in Eukaryota, Metazoa, Chordata, Actinopteri, Perciformes, Nototheniidae. The record is from RefSeq and is a predicted model, not a curated record. Gene Ontology annotation, molecular function: cAMP binding; protein kinase A catalytic subunit binding; cAMP-dependent protein kinase inhibitor activity. Bases 247 to 903 code for a protein of 218 amino acids. Gene Ontology annotation, biological process: negative regulation of cAMP-dependent protein kinase activity.